ACUGAGAGGACAACGUCGACGGGAUGAUCUUCUCCCUCAACCGCCAGGCCCCAGCCGCCAAGCCUCAACUCGAUUGCAAUGCUGACCUUGCUUGUGUCACUCGCCCUCACGGUUCUCGACAUAGCGUUGACCUUGGUGGCAACGCUGGCCACACGGGCAAUAGACUAUGUAACCCGAAGCACCACCCACCCGCGCUCUUCGAGCUCAGGUCAAGACACGACGCUGUCCGCGUGUAGCUACCGUCUUGACAGCACGAGUCCUUUGACCGUGACGCUGCCCGGCUAUCGUAUCCUCAGCUACGCUCAGUUCGGAUCAAGAUCGCCAACGGCCAGGACAAUCUUCUUCCUCCACGGCUGGCCCGGCUCUCGCAUCGAAGCCACCUACCUCCACGAAGCAGCCCAGGCCAACAACGUCCGCAUCAUCGCCCCUGACCGGCCUGGGAUCGGCCAAUCCACCCCCGACCCGAAUCGUACGCUCCUUUCCCAUGCUGACGAUAUCGACUCGCUCGCUCAGCACCUCGGCGCGGACCACUACGGCGUGCUCGGCGUCUCGGGCGGCGGCCCGUAUGCCCUGGCCUGCGCCAGAGCUCUGCCCGCCGACAAGCUCAGGGUCGUGGGCAUCGUGUGCGGCCUGGGUCCUGCCGACAUUGGAUACUGGGGCAUGUACAUGACGAACUACCUGGGCUGGACGUAUGCAUCGCGCUACACCCCGCGCUUCCUCGGAUGGUGGUUCAACCGCGAACCGACCGCGCGACUGGACCUAAGCCGGCGAGAGCGCAUGGACCGGCUGAUCAAGGGCUUCGACCGGUCGCAGGCGAGCCUGCCGCCCAAAGACGCCAGGAUCUUUGGCGACGCAGACGUGAUGAAGGUGCAGAUACGAACCGGAGAGGAGGUGAACGCACAGGGCGGCGGCACACAGUCCUGGCUGGUGCAGGACAUGAGGCUGCUUGCAUCAGACCCCAAGUUCGACGUGGCGGACAUUCGCAAGGACUUGAGGGUGAUGCUGCUGUAUGGGGAGGCGGACCGGAACGUGCCAUGCAGGCAUGGCGAGGAGAUUGCGAGGAGGUUGCGUCGUCGGAGAGGGGAGGCAGACGAGAGAGUGACGUUGACGGUGAAGGAGCAUGAGACGCAUGCGAGCAUCUUCUUUGACUACAGAGAUGAGAUUUUACGGGACAUGGCGGCGGCGAUGUAACGUGUAAGUGAGCCAACCCGCUGGGAUCGCGUGCAUGUAGGAUAGUCAUGAUGUCUUUGGAAGAGGUCAUUGGUGUAUAUAAUCGC
This is a messenger RNA of Purpureocillium takamizusanense, 1277 nucleotides long. RefSeq lists its product as uncharacterized. The transcript has a single exon. The coding region runs from base 79 to 1191 and encodes 370 amino acids. NCBI's taxonomy places the organism in Eukaryota, Fungi, Ascomycota, Sordariomycetes, Hypocreales, Ophiocordycipitaceae. The record is from RefSeq and is a predicted model, not a curated record.